Molecule: messenger RNA, 13106 nt
Organism: Manis pentadactyla (Chinese pangolin)
Lineage: Eukaryota; Metazoa; Chordata; Mammalia; Pholidota; Manidae
Gene: FZD3
Product: frizzled class receptor 3
Exons: 7
Coding region: 842-2842 (666 amino acids)
Biological process (GO): canonical Wnt signaling pathway; non-canonical Wnt signaling pathway
Cellular component (GO): plasma membrane
Molecular function (GO): Wnt receptor activity; Wnt-protein binding
Source: RefSeq, a predicted model, not a curated record
ACUGUUCUUUUUCUUACUUAUUUUAAUAAUCAUAAACUACAGUCUUGAUAUAUAUAUUAAGAUCGUCAUCCUACCCCAGCCUAACAAUAGAUUUUACAAAAGUAUUUUAAUGUUUGCUACAUUGGAUGUCAUACUACAUAAAGGAAGCACUUUUAUAAGAUGGUGGGAAACUUCACCUGCAAAUGAGGCAAAAGUAAUAAGAGGAAAUCAGGUAAAAUAGAUGGAGUAGGCAGAAGUAUAAGGGGGUGUAUCAUUUAGUUUAAAAAACUCAGUGGGGUAUUUCUUAUUUCUUCCUCAAGUUUUAUGUGGUAGUCUUUGAACCAUAAGUUUGAAACUCAUAACUGCUUGAAAAUAGAUUAGUCUAAGUAAAAAUUUUGAAAUUCUUGGUAUUACUAUAUACAUAUUCAGCAAGGAGCAAUGUUAGUUUUUUUUCUUCUUUCUUUUUUUUAGUUGCAAGGAGAGGAACAUGCAUAAGGAACAAACUACAAAGAAUUACAUGGAUGUUUUGAUACUUCAAUCAAAGGAAGAAAUAGCUCUUCUCCUAAGAUGGAAUCUGUUGUUUGGGAAUGUGGUUAAUCAACUUGAUAUGUUGGCCAAAUGUGCCCUAUCUAAUAAAAUGAAAAGAAGAGACAAGAUGAUGUCAUUUUCCCAUAUUGUGAAACCAAAAACAAAUGCCUUUUGUGAGACCAAACUGACAAACCUCUGAUGGUGCAGAGGUUUGAAGAACUUAACAGUGAGAUAUAGAAGAAAUACUUUCAAGCUGAGACCUGCAGGUGUAUAAAGAUCUAAAAUACAUAUUGAGUAGGCCUGAUCAUUUGAAUCUCAUUCAGAUCCACGAAGGAUGGCUAUGAGUUGGACUGUCUUCUGUCUUUUGCCCUUGACUAUGUUUGUGGGGCAUAUAGGUGGGCACAGUUUGUUUUCUUGUGAACCUAUAACCUUGAGGAUGUGCCAAGAUUUGCCUUAUAAUACUACCUUCAUGCCUAAUCUUCUGAAUCAUUAUGACCAACAGACCGCAGCUUUAGCAAUGGAGCCAUUCCACCCUAUGGUGAAUCUGGAUUGUUCUCGGGAUUUCCGGCCAUUUCUCUGUGCACUCUAUGCUCCUAUUUGUAUGGAAUAUGGACGUGUCACACUUCCAUGUCGUAGGCUGUGUCAGCGGGCUUACAGCGAGUGUUCGAAGCUCAUGGAGAUGUUUGGUGUUCCUUGGCCUGAAGAUAUGGAAUGCAGUAGGUUCCCAGAUUGUGAUGAACCAUAUCCUCGACUUGUGGAUCUGAAUUUAGCUGGAGAUCCUACUGAAGGAGCCCCAGUGGCAGUGCAGAGGGACUAUGGUUUUUGGUGUCCCCGAGAGUUGAAAAUUGAUCCUGAUCUUGGUUAUUCUUUUUUGCACGUGCGUGAUUGUUCACCUCCUUGUCCAAAUAUGUACUUUAGGAGAGAAGAACUUUCAUUUGCUCGAUAUUUCAUAGGAUUGAUUUCAAUCAUUUGCCUCUCUGCCACAUUGUUCACUUUUUUAACUUUUUUGAUUGAUGUCACAAGAUUCCGUUAUCCUGAAAGACCUAUUAUAUUUUACGCAGUCUGCUACAUGAUGGUGUCAUUAAUUUUCUUCAUUGGGUUUUUGCUUGAGGACCGAGUAGCCUGCAAUGCAUCUAGUCCUGCACAGUAUAAGGCUUCCACGGUGACACAAGGAUCUCAUAAUAAAGCCUGUACCAUGCUUUUUAUGGUACUCUAUUUUUUUACUAUGGCUGGCAGUGUUUGGUGGGUAAUUCUAACCAUCACAUGGUUCUUGGCAGCUGUGCCAAAGUGGGGUAGUGAAGCUAUUGAGAAGAAAGCAUUGCUGUUUCACGCCAGUGCAUGGGGCAUUCCUGGAACUCUAACUAUCAUCCUUUUAGCGAUGAAUAAAAUUGAAGGUGACAAUAUCAGUGGCGUGUGUUUUGUUGGCCUCUACGAUGUUGAUGCAUUGAGAUAUUUUGUUCUUGCUCCCCUCUGCCUGUAUGUGGUAGUUGGGGUGUCUCUCCUCUUAGCUGGCAUUAUAUCACUAAACAGAGUUCGAAUUGAGAUUCCAUUAGAAAAGGAGAACCAAGAUAAACUGGUGAAGUUUAUGAUCCGGAUUGGUGUUUUCAGCAUUUUGUAUCUCGUACCACUCUUGGUGGUAAUUGGAUGCUACUUUUAUGAGCAAGCUUACCGUGGCAUCUGGGAAACAACAUGGAUACAAGAACGCUGCAGAGAAUAUCACAUUCCGUGUCCAUAUCAGGUUACUCAAAUGAGUCGUCCAGACCUGAUUCUCUUUCUGAUGAAAUACCUAAUGGCCCUCAUAGUUGGUAUUCCCUCCAUUUUUUGGGUUGGAAGCAAAAAGACAUGCUUUGAAUGGGCCAGUUUUUUUCAUGGUCGUAGGAAAAAAGAAAUAGUGAAUGAGAGCCGACAGGUACUCCAGGAACCAGAUUUUGCUCAGUCCCUCCUAAGGGAUCCAAAUACUCCUAUUAUAAGGAAAUCAAGAGGAACUUCCACUCAAGGAACAUCUACACAUGCUUCCUCAACUCAGCUGGCUAUGGUGGAUGAUCAGAGAAGCAAAGCAGGGAGUGUCCACAGCAAAGUGAGCAGCUACCAUGGCAGCCUCCACAGAUCCCGUGAUGGCAGGUACACUCCCUGCAGUUACAGAGGAAUGGAAGAGAGACUACCUCAUGGCAGCAUGUCACGGCUGACGGAUCACUCCAGACACAGCAGUUCUCAUCGGCUCAACGAGCAGUCACGACAUAGCAGCAUCAGAGAUCUCAGUAAUAAUCCUAUGACUCACAUCACACAUGGUACCAGCAUGAAUCGAGUUAUUGAAGAAGAUGGAACCAGUGCUUAAAUCAUCCUAAGGUGGAAAACUUGUGCUGUUUAAGAAGCAGAUCUUACUUGCCUUGGCAUGGCUGCAACUCUCUGUUACCAUGCUUCCAGUGAGGUGCAGAUUGUGUCCAUUAGAAAAGCAAAUUUUUGCUUUUUAUAUUGCAUCAAACUUGGAACAUCAAGGCAUCCAAAAUGCUAAGAAUUAGAUCAUCAUAUAAAUAAUACUUAUUUCUAGGGUAUGAAGAGAUAAUAAUUUGUCUGGUAAGCAUUUUUAUAAACUCACUUAUUUUAUAUUUAGUAAAAUCCUAAACAUAUGAGACUGCUUUGUAGUGAACUUUCAUAUAAUAUCAUCUAGUCGUGAGAUAACAUUCUCGUAGUACUUAAUAAAACAAAAUUUCAGAUUUAAAGAAAUUUUCUAUGCAAAGUUUAUUUGUCAGAUGAAUAGUAGGAAUUUGUAAUUUUCUUUUCACUAAGUGAAAAAGAACUGUGUUUUUAAACUGUAGGAGAAUUUGAUAAAUCAGCAAGGGUAUUUUAGCUAAUAGAAUAUAAAGAUUAACAGAUGAAUCUGACUAGUCUAUUGAAGGCUCUUAAAAUUCUAUCAAAAUAAUCUUCAUCAAGAGAGAUACAGGAUUAGGAUUAGCAAUGGAAUAAAAUUGGAGAUGGACACUUUUUUCCCUAUAAUUUUGCUGUUUAUAUUAUUACGUUUGUAAAUAUUACUUUUACUGGCUGUGUUUUUAUAACUUAUCCAUAUGCAUGAUGGAAAGUGUUUAAUUUAUAGCCAUCUUUUCCCAUGUAGUAGUAUUGAUUCUAGAGAAAUUCAUGUUCAGAUCUGUUCUGUGGAUGCAUGUAAUAAGAUAAGCAUCAUACAUUGCUUUUUUUGUGGUAACCACAGUUACAAAAUGGCAAAAUGUUUCCUCUUUAUUCAUUGUUGUAUUUUUCUGCAGUGAGAUGUGAUCUUGCCAAGGCUACCAGAUCUUGGCAUCCAGGCCCCUCCCGUCAGCGAUUUGAUUGUCUGUACUCGCGUUGCUAGUGGCCAGUAGGCUACAGCUUUUGCCCCUCACUCUUACUUUCAGAUUCUGGAUCAUUCUUUUUUAUAGCUGAAAUACAUGUAACCUAUAUCCAAAGUGGUGAUUAAUUUGGGGUAUUUGAAAAUCGUUGUAGCUAAAUGAAGCAUGAUUAGUCUUGCUGUGAAGUAUCUCUUAAUCUUAAAAAUAUCAGCUCAAAAAUGUUUGAUGGUUUGUCUUAUAAAAAGCUUAAACAAUUUACAGUAAAAACUGUAAACUUUAUUAGGCAUGAAACUGAUCAGAAAAGAAGGAAAAAUUCUAGGAAAUCCUGGAUGUGUUAUAUAGAAAAGCAUAUUUAAAACAAGCGGUCCUUGACUCUGACUACAUAUAAGAAUCACUUGGGGAACCUCUGAUGCCCAGCGAUCCUGUCAUUCAGAUGAGAAUUGGUAGUUUUAAAAACUUUCCAGGUGAUUCUGAUCAGCCAUUCUGCAGGCUGUUUUAAACCAACUUGUCCCUGUGAUGAUCUGAUGGCAUCAUAUCACAUCAUGUGAAAAUCUAGCUGGACUCAGUGUUAUGCUUAUGUACCAUUACCUGAUACCCAAUUUUUCUCCACUUACUUGUCCAUUAUAAAAUGGAAUUCUGGGCCCCACUCCCAAAGAUUCUUAUUCAACAAGUCAAAGAUGGCAAGGCUUUAAAAUCUAUAGUUAUAAAAAUACUACAACUUAUUCUUAGGAAAGCAGGUAAUCCAAGAAUCACAGUUUGAAAAAUAUUCCAAAUCUAGAGAGGCCUGGCUUUGCCAUAUGCUAGUUUUUAACCUUUAACAAAUCAACUUCUUUGAGCCUUGAUUCCCUUGUUUAUUGAAAUUAAGAUAGAAGAUAAAUACCUACCUCACAAAGUCAAAUAGGGAUCAAAUGAAUAGUCAUAUGCAAGCUCUUUGAAAACUAAGACAUUAUGAAAUACAAGAGAUUAACUUUAUUGAGGAUUUAGGAAAUUUGAGGGCUAAUAUAGUACAUUCCUUGACAUGUUUAAUUCAUGUGUACUUUUCCCUCUCCUUUAAAACAAAAAGCACCGAGAAAUUAGAUGUUGUAAAAGAAGCUUUCAUCACUCACAGAAGGCUGUUUCCUGAGAAUUUGUGUGUAUGUCAUGUUGUGUCUCUCGAAGUAUAUAAAAUAUUUACAAUUAAUUCUUCAUAAGAUAUGCUUGAACAUGUGACUGAAAUUAUUUCUUUUUCUCCUCCAUCUUUAUUGUCUUUCUUCUUGGAACUGAAGUUAGUACUUAAGACAGACAAAAUCUGAAUUCCCUAGUAACUGACAAUUAGUAAACCUUUUCUCCAAAGGCCAGACUUACAGCAUCUCUUUUAUAAAUAAAUCAGUAAUUCAUGAGGCUUUUGUCUGAGAAUCUCUCCUGAGAACAGCAUGAGAGGACCAAAACAAACAUUCAGAAACAAAAAUAACAAGUUAAAAUAGAAGGUAGCAGUUUGAGCUCAAAGAUGUUGUCGUCAUCACCAUCUGCAUUAUAUUAUCAAUUGCCAAAUGUUAAUUAGUUUUCUCCUACAAGUGGGCCAAGUAUAUAGCCAGUCAAGUGAGCAUCACUAUGUAAAUUUUAACUUUGUGUUUCCUCAUUUUUACGUAUUCAUUUGCAUCUUCUCCAUUAAACUAUCUGUUAGUAUAUAUGUAAAUGCCAUAUUGACCUUUCAGUUAUUUUUAGUAUCUUAAUUUUGUCCCACAAAAUUUACUUAAAAUUGUUGAUCCAUUGUUUUAAAUAACAGUAUUUCGUUUGGGCUCUGUUAUUUAUCAAAAGGGUGCUUCAAAUUAACAAUUUUUUUUAAAGAGACAGUUGAAGAACUAUAUAGUAAGACAGCAGUUUCAGACCUCAACUAGCUUAAACCAACUUGAGCAAGUCUGGACAGCUUUCUUACCAUAUGUUUAAGUUUAAUUUGUGUUGUGAUUGGCAUAUGAUAAUGUUUAGUAUUUUAUUUUGUCAGUUGACAACUGACAAAAUAGUAGUCUUCUCUAAAAUGUUAAUAUAUAAUCAAAAGAUUUUUGAAAAGGACUUUGAUUUCCGCAAUAUUGCAUUUAAUUUAGUUUAUUCAGUAGUUAAAGCAAAAAAUUCAAGACUAUUAAUUUCAAAACAAUAAUUAGUUUCAUAGAACAAUUGGGUACUAACUCAACAACUAGCAUAGGGCUUAUUACAUAGUAGGUUCUUCAGUAAAUAUUUAAAUGGAUAAAUAACUAUCUUAUACAACUUACUUUUACCCUAGUAGAGAGUCACUUCAAAGAAAUUUGGAAGAUCUAAAUUUAAUUAAACUAGGUGAAAUGAAGUCUUUGCUUUAACAGAAUAACACAUGGCAACUAAUAAGAAAUAUGUAAAUUGCACCAAAUGAAGCUAUUUCUCAUAGGAUAACAGUCCAUUUUACUGUUUUUAUUAUGGAUUUAUAUAUUCAAAAUUACAGUUUUUAUUAAUUUUAAAUGGUAAACAGCAAUUAUUAGAAGUAUUUAGGCUCUUGUCAGUUUUAUGUGAAGUUAGAUUUUGUUGUGCUAGUUGGGUGAAUGAAUAUUUAAGCAAACCUUUAUUGGUAAUGAUUUCUUUUUCUGCUACUGCUUAGAGCAGAUUUAUAAAAAUUUUAAGAAUCUCUUCAAAUUAGAAAACUUUACUGCAUUUUAACCUACCUCAUUAGUUUCUUUGAGAUAAUAACUGGAAACUAUUGAAAUUGUAACUAUCUUGGAUCAGGCUAUAUCCCUGUGAAAUAAAAGGAACUACUUUAAUUUUAGUGGAUCAUUGGCUGGAGCUUAGAAAAUAUUAAUAUACCAAAAUUUCGCUCUGAUGAGAUUUUUACUGCUUUUGACAUGCCAAAGGUACAUUUACAUAUUAUCAUACUUGGAUGACUUACAUAGUCUAGUGUAAUGAAAAUCCCACUGGGCUUGAAGUUUAAAGACCCAUAAUUACGACGUGAACCACACAGGAAAUUAAACUUUUCUUAGUCUCAAUUUCUUUGAUGUAAAGUGAGGGAGGAGAAGGUAAUUUUUGGUCCCCAAACCUACCUCACUGGACAUUGUGAGGAUCAAAUAAGAUAACAUGUAUUAUACUUCUCUGUAACCUGUAAGUUGCUGUAUUGAUAACUUAUUUGGGUAUUUUUUAGAAUUUUAGGGUUAUAGGAAACAAGGCUAUGGUCUGCAUUGGUAUUUAACAUAACAACAAAAUAAGCAAUAAGACCAGUAUUCAUUUGGUACAAUCUUUAAAUCAACAAUCCAAUUAAUCUUUUAAAAAUGAAGUUCUUCUUUAAGACUAGCUAUGUCCUUGAAGUGUGUUGGCUCUGUAGUAGAUGUUAUACCAGAGUAUGCGCUCUCAUUUUCUACAGUUGAAUUUGUAGGUCACUUAAAACAGAAAUUUGGAGAUCUCCAUUACAUUUUCCCUUUGAUAUGGAAUUAUAUAAAUACAUUAACUUCACUGAAAUUUAUAAGAAAAAUAUAAAAAGUGUAGGCCCUAUAACUUUAGGACUUGCAUGUACCUAAUUCUAAUUCUUUCUGAUUAAGAACAGGUUUUUAAAAGGUGAUUAUUGUAACACUUGGUUUUCAUCAUGGCAAAACUUUAAAUCUUAAUUGUAACACCUUAACUAUUUACAUGUUCGUCUAUAAAAUUUUUUAACCUGCGUAAAGUAAGGAAUUCUCCAUUCUUUUCCACACAUAAACAUACAAAAGGCAGCAUUUUUAUGGAACUUAGAUUUACAGAGGAACUAAUGCUUGUUUUAAACUUCUUUUAUGCCUUUUUAGAACUGAUUUAAAUAAGAAAAAAAUGUUUACAUUGAUUCAGCUAUGUUUCCUAGUGGUUGCAUUAUUUAUACAUUAUUCUUAUAUCAUUUCUAUUUUGUAUGAAAAAUUCUGUUGACAUCUCUUCAUAAUUUAAUUCUCUUCCCUUCUUUUGUUCCAGUUACUGAGUUUCGGGAAAGGAAUAGGAAAGCUAAGCAUCCUUUACCUUCCAUCUGACUGUAAUAGCUUCCUGGGGUUUUUUCCUAAUUUAAUUUUAGUUUUAUACUUUUUAAUAGUCAAAUUGAUAUAGGAUUAUAAUUUUCUGUCAGGAUCCAAAGUCUUCUAGGAAAGAAAUGUUAAGGUCCACCCAAAGCCAGCCUCUUUGUAGACAUUCCUAUUUGGUUGAUUUAUAAAGAUUUAAUAUAGGUUAAUAUAAGGACAUUUCUUACUUUGUGAUCUCUAGGAAGUAAAGUUUUAUUACCAUAAAUACAAAAGAAAGUAAAAUUUCACUUAGAUUUUAGUUAAAUCCCAUGCUAGUACAACAUUACUUCCUACAUAAGAGAGAGUAGUUCAAUCUAUUUAAAUGCAUUAAAGAGUAAUUUCCUUCAGAUUUAAAAAAAAAUUCAGUUAUUUCAGGAAAUCUGUUGUGUCCUUUCUUGAACAUUUUCAUUGGUAUGAUAGCAUUGCCCAUAAUUUAUUCUCGUUUUAUUUGCCACUAUCACCAAUUUUCCCUGAGAAACAAGUUUUUACCUUGUGAUAAUUUGGAUUUUGAAACUUCAGUGUUCCAUUAUUUCGGUGAUUACCAUUCACUAGUGACAGCAUUUAUAUGACAGUGAUGUUUUCCAAGCUUCUUAUUUUAUCAUGUUUCUUGAAGUAGGGUGAACUACUUUAUUAGUAAAAUUGUAGUUCUCAGGUUUUGUUUUAUUAGCUUGUUUGUAUUGCUAACUUGCAAAUAUUUCUUUAAUUGUGUUGUGCUUUUAAAAGAAAAAAAUUUAGUGCUUAAUAAUUUCUUUUUCUAAAUUGACAUAUUUUUUAUUUUUAAGCUUAGUAAAAAUGCAUUGUUAUUUUUUUUAAUAACACAGAAUUUUGAGUCAGGAGACCUGAUUUCUAGUCUUGCCUCUCUUUUCAAUGAGCUGUGUAACUGGACUUUUACCUUUUGGGAUCUUGGUUUUCUCAUCUGUAAGUGAAAGAAACAAGGGGAUUAGAGAGCUUGUGUCUCAGAUCCCACCUGUCUCUAACUUGUCCUUAGACCAUGUUAUAAUCACUAAUCUGGGCUUGCUUUUACUGUUACUCUUCCCAGUCAACCUGUACUAUUAGUGCAAUUUAUAGCUAAAUUGAUAGGAUUCAGAUAUGUUAUUAACUUUUUUUUCCCAUUCAUAGUGUAAGUAGUUUUAAAGAAGGAAAAUUAUGUUACAGAUAAAAGUGAAAGAAAGGUUACAACUGUUUGACAUGACCUUUUUUUUCUUUUCCAUGGGAAAAGUCUCCUAAAGCACCAACAUUAAGCACCCUUAAAACUGAUAUACAGAAAAACAAUAACAUAAAAUUUUGUAGUCUUUAUUCUUUUAAAUAUUAGUAUAGGUAGUUAGCUUAAACUCUGAACAAAAUGUAUUCAAGAUAAAAUGAGUGAACUCAAAGUGCUAAUUAAAAAGUUACCAGGUUUUACCAACAUUAAAAUAAUUAUAAAAUGUAAAAGGAAUUUCAGAAGAGUGGAUUGAGAUUCUGUUCAAUAAUUAUUCUUAAAUUGUAUUAUUAGGUUCAUUGAAUAAAAAUAUAAUUUCCAGGUUGCCAUGGGCAAGUGAAUGUCCUACUGUAAAAUAGUGAUAAAUAUGGUUUGUUAUUUUUAGUUUUUUUCUGACUAUGCAGAAGAAGGUUUUCAUAAGGCCUCCUUUUCUAUCUUAUAAAAUGUAGAGAUUCCGUUAGUUCCAUCUCUCAGCAGAAAGUUUUUUUAGAUUUAGUUGUGUUCUCUGAGAACCAGUCCAAGGGGGUUUCUGUUACUUUUAAAGAUCAUUGUCUUUGCUCUAUGGCUGCAUAACUUCUAUCAAAUUCUUGAACACAUUGGUCCAUAGAUUUACAGUUGAGGUGUCGGGUUUGGGGUCUGAGGCGUACAGAAGUGCAAUGAAGAUGUACUGGUUUCUGGUAUGAUUUAUUUGACUAUCCUUGAUUCCUUGUUUGGUUCAAGCAACGUCUUGGCUUCCAGAAAUUUAAUUAGAUGCUCAGCCUCUCUCGGUCAGAUCUGCCUAUGUUACAGUGUUAUUUUGAUUGCCUGUCAAAAACAAAAACAGAAACAAAACUUUAUUUCCAGUUCUCUGCCUCUGCAUGUUUUAUUACAUUUGCUAAACUUGAUUCGGAGGUCCAAACAUUUCAUGGAAUAUUUUCUGGAUUUUGAUAAUGGGAUAUUCUAUUUAAAAAAAAGCAGAUAAUCUUAGAGUGAUUUAUUUUAUAUUUAUCCAUCUACCAUUUUUCUAUUUCUUUAUUUCUCUCCUUCCCAGUUUUGACCAAAAAAUUUAUAUCCUUCUUUUUUCCCUUAGCCUUGCCUCAGGUAAUUUUUCCCUGAACUACUCUUGUCAGCAGAAACAUUUGAUAUGAAAUAAUUCUAUAUUUCUGAAACAAGAUGAACAUAGUAGUUCUUUACAUUGAGCUGGAGUAGUACUUGAAAAAUUUUUUUCUUUUUAUGUGAACUUUUAAUUAUUUUUUAAAAUCAUAAAAGAACUCUUGGAUUUGGAAAUAAUAGUCUGGAAGUUCUCUCAUCAUCAGGUGCUAUUUCUAUCUUAUCUGUGAGUUAUAAGAGUAAAUCUGGAUUCUUUAUCAUUCAUUCAUCUUUCUUUUAAAUUUAAUUUCACUAAAAUAUCCCAUUUCACAUAUCUUUAGCACCCACUUCAACUUUUCUGCUUUUAUUUUCGAAUGCCAAAUUUUAUUUUUUAGAAUUUUACUCUUUCAUUGAAGUUUAAAAGUUUGCAUAUGUGAAGGAGUUACCACAAUUUAGACAUUUACCUUGGCAUCAUAAAGAUAUAAUCACCACCAUCCUUUUCCUCCAGCCCCAAAAAGGAAAGCUUGGUUGACAUUCAAAAGCUAUUAAGUUAUCUUAUUUUUGUUAUUUGAAAGAGCUGUGUCUUCUAAUUUAAAAUUUUUUUAAUUAAGAAAAUCUGACUUUGUUGUAUUUUAAUCUGAUAGUAAAUUUGGGGGAUUAUUUAUAUAAAUAUAUGUCUACAGUUACUGGUAGUUAUUAGUUAUUUCACUGACUAUAAUAUGCGAUACCCCAAAUUCACAUUUAUUUAAUGUGAGGUGUUUGGGUUCAUUUUUGAGCCUUUGUUUUGUCUUGUUUUCUUACCGUUGUACAGUGUUGUAUAUGUUAGGCUAUCAUGGUCAGCUCAGCAGAACACUCUCCUGUAGAUGGAUUGUUCCUUCUGAGAAUCAGGCCAAGGAGAUUCAUACUAUGUGGUCAUAGUUGGAUAAUAUUAUGGACUAUGUAGAAUUGCUGGUUUUGUUGGUCAAAAGUGAUCAAAUGUUAUCGAUUUUGUAAUAUAUAUUCAAGAAACUCCUAAACAAAAGAUUUUGUUGAACAGAUAUAUUGACUUCCCAUCCCAACUCUUCAUAUCAACCUGUCACUAGGCUUUAUGAAGGAGACUCAAACUACAGAUAGCCACAGAUCAAGAAAAUUCUACUUUGUUGUUAAAUCACCAAGUUUUCAAAGAUACUUAAUCAAAAUAACUUCAGUAUUUGAAGCAAAUACCUGUUGGGAAUACAUAAGUUACCUAAGCCUUUCUUUAAGUCUGUAUAUAGUUUUUAAAUUUUCAUAAUCUGGGAUAUUGUCAUAUAUCAAAGGAUUAGUCUGUAAAUAUCAUUUAGAGGCAAAAUAACCCCCCUCCCCUAUAACUGAUAUGGACUCAAAUUGCUAAUAUAGAAUUUUAUCUUCUUUGUAAGCAUUCUAAAAUAACAAAUACUGCUAUGUUAAAUAGUCCUCAAACUUGCCUUAAAAUGCCUUUUAAAGAGUUUCUUUAUUCCUGUUUCAGGUUGUAAGAAUAAAAAUAUUUGAGUAUAAAAAACAUUAAAAAAUAUGAAGCUCCUACAAAGGGAAUCCCCAAUUUUAAAUUGAACUAUGAUCUGAAAGGUUGUAAAUUGGGUUGUUUCAAACUCAGAUUAUAUUUCCUCAUAUAUAAGUGAUACUAUUAUGAUUAAUGAGAGGAACAAAUUAGCCAACAAGAGCCAAUCUAGUUCACGCCAGUGUUCAUCUAGGUGUUGCAAUUUUAAUAAACUUUUAUAGUGGAGAAAGUUUAACUGGAUUUCUUAAUAACUGCUUGGUACGCGUCUUCCUAGGUGAUACCCUGAGGCCUGCGCAGGUACCUACUCUCUCCCUCUGGCCUAUCCCUCAUAUGCUACCUUCCCGAAGACCUUCCUACCUGCCUCCUCUCCCUAGUCUUCCUUUUCAAUACUUCCACAGUAUAAUGUAUCUCAAGCAUUAGGAAGAAGGAAGUUUGCAUUAACUAAUUCAUAUUAAAGCGUUAGUGACUAUUAGCCCUUUUACUUCUCUUAAAGAGAAAUCUGCAUUAGAAACAAACAUUGCUUUUAGUACAAACUAAUAUCAGUUAAUAGAAUAUUAAGCUUUAAAACAAAGGCAGAAAUAAUUUGUGUUAGCAGGAUUAUUUUGAGGCAAGAGGUAUCAUUAAGUGACCCAACUUGGAAAUCUGCCCCAUCUUUCCCUGAUGUCUGAAAGUGCUGUUUAUUUUCAGUGACCUUGAGGAAGGGAGCUUGUCAUUUGUAUUUAUGGGUCAUUUGAAGCCAGGGCCUCGCUGACCCUGUAUUUUAGUUUAGGGGCUAUGUCUAGAGCAUCCUAGAUAACCCAUCACCCACACCAUUCUGUUUCAGUCACAGUGUACCUUCCACAUAGUCCUGUCUUCCAGCUCUGCUUAUCGAUAAUAAAUUUACAGAUGACGACUAUCCAUUCUUGUAAAAAAUAUUAAGUCUUUCCUCAUUUACUGUUAUAGAUAAUGACCACCAACCACAUUUUCAUUUUUUCAAAAGAUAGAAAGGGAGAGAGGAUAUUCCCUUUUCACUAUUUUAAAAAUGUUUUUAAGCAGUUGACACUUGGCAAUUUAGUUUUUCAAACCAUAUUCUGAAUUAGUGCUGAGGUGAUUCUAACGUUGGUUCUAAAAUUUUAAUCUUGCUUUAUUAUAUAAACAUCUAGGUAGAAAGUGUUUGUGCUUAAGACUUGUAUUUUUGUGGCGUUAAUUCUUCAUGUUUCUUUUUCAUGUGUUUGAAAUUGUUCAUUCAUUUCCGGGUGAGUGGAAAGUUCCUGUCGUUGAGAUCUGUAUAGAGCAAGUGCCCUUGAUCAGAGCAUGAACCGUACUUUCCCGUUAGCCGAUGUGCUUCGCACUCUGCUCUUGUAGAUUUAUUUUGUUUACAGUAGACCGAUGUGAGUUUUUGUAAAUGUUUUUACUUAGCACUUUAACUGUGAGUGUACAAACUGAUUUUAAAUGUAGUGGUUGUAUAUUUUGGUUAUAAAUUGGAAAUUUUUAAUAAAAUUAAAUAAUUUGUUCUC